This is a messenger RNA of Bathycoccus prasinos, 1962 nucleotides long. Its product is annotated as CYP. NCBI's taxonomy places the organism in Eukaryota, Viridiplantae, Chlorophyta, Mamiellophyceae, Mamiellales, Bathycoccaceae. The record is from RefSeq and is a predicted model, not a curated record. The coding region runs from base 1 to 1962 and encodes 653 amino acids. The transcript has a single exon. Gene Ontology annotation, molecular function: protein binding; peptidyl-prolyl cis-trans isomerase activity. Gene Ontology annotation, biological process: protein folding; protein peptidyl-prolyl isomerization.
AUGGAUUUUGGCCCGUCCAUUCCCCCUCCAGAAAACGAGAAGAAAAAGAGAAGAUUGAAUACAAUUCCAAUCGAAUUUCUCCAAAAUCUCCCCUCGGGUUUAAUGUACGAAAAAUCCUACAUGCACCGCGAUUGCGUCUCGCACGUCAUACACUGCUCGACGAGCAAGUCUGAUUUUUUCGUCUCCGCGAGUCGUGAUGGACACGUGAAGUUUUGGAAAAAACGAGCGAAAGGGGUGGAGUUUGCGAAACAUUUCCGAGCACACGUCGGGGUCAUCGUAGGGAUGGAUUGCUCGAAAUGUGGCACCAGAGUCGUCACGCUCGGCGAAGACGGCUCGGCGAAAGUCUUCGACGUGAACAGUUUCGACAUGAUUGGAAUGAUACAGUUGAAAAAGAAAGACGAUGAGAACAACAGCGAGGCGACGUGUAUCGCGUGGUUAUACGAUUCGAGGAAGAAAAGACACCACGCGAGCAAACAGUUGUUCGCCGUCGGCGACUCGAACGGGAGGAUUACGGUACACGACGCGAACGCAGAGGAUUUGAACCAGACGAUGGUGAAAGAGUUGACAAGUGUGCACGGUGGGAGUAAUGGAGUGGUGUGCAUGGCGUAUAACGGCGAGUACGAGUGCGUGGUGAGUUGCGAUCAGUCCGGAGGCGUCGAGGCGUGGAGCGCCGAUCCGGAGGAGGAGUUUGAAAGGUUACCGAUAGGCGGCGAUUUUAGCAAAAGUAUGAACAGCGAUAGAAGAAGAGAGUUGAAAUUUUCGGCAAAGUUUGAGACAGAUUUAUACGCGUUGGAGAAGGCAAAGACAAGCGCGACGCACGUUUCGUUUAGCAAAGAUGGGAAGAGAAUGGUUAUAUGCGCGCGCGACAUGAAGAUUCGCGUGUUCAAUUUUACCACGUGUAAAUUGAAAGCGGUGUUUAACGAAGACUUAUCCGCCGCGGAAGACGCGCAACGAUCCGGGAACGAGAAGUACGUUUUAGAAGAUAUCGAUUUUGGACGAAGAUUCGCGAGCGAGAAAUCUUUGGACGAGAAACUGUUGGACGCGUUUGAGUAUCCAAACGCCGUGUUUGACGAAACCGGGAAUUUUUUGAUGUACGGAACAAUCAUAGGGAUUAAAGUGAUAAACUUGCAAACGUUAAUGGUGUCUCGUUUGCUCGGGAAAGUCGAAAACGGUGAACGGUUUACGAAAUUGGCGUUAUUCCAAGGCGCCGCAAAAAGAGACGCUUCGUUGAAAGGGAGCGGGAAAGACUAUUCCGUACAAAGCGACGGGACGCCGAUGAAUGAUCCAACCGUAAUGUGCGCCGCGGUUGGGUCGCAACGCGUGUACUUAUUCUCCACUCGGGAACCAGACGAAGAGAACGGCGAAGGCGACGAUAAAGAGAAAGACAGAGACGUGUACAACGAAAAACCGUCUCUGGAAGAGGCUCGCAACGCCACGGGCGGUAAAAACGGUUUAGGAGGGGCCAACGGCAGCGCGUCGAAUCGAUUACCGUCCUUGGUCACCUUGCACACGAAUAUCGGCGACGUAUCGUUCAAACUCUUUCCAAAAGAGUGUCCGAAAACGGUCGAAAACUUCACCACGCACUGCAGAAAUGGCUAUUACGACGAUGUCAUCUUCCACAGAGUAAUCAAAGGGUUCAUGAUUCAAACCGGCGAUCCUUUAGGUGACGGCACCGGAGGUACCUCCAUCUGGGGCAGCGAGUUUGAAGACGAAAUCAAUCGAGAUUUACGUCACGAUCGCGCCGGCGUUUUAAGCAGCGCCAACGCCGGACCAAACACGAACGGAUCGCAGUUUUUCAUCACCACCGUACCGACGCCGUGGUUGGACGGGAAACACUCCGUCUUUGGAAGAGUGAGUAAAGGGAUGGACAUCGUCAACAAGAUUGAAAAUUUGAAGGUUGAUAAAGCCGACCGUCCCUUGGAGGAUGUGAAGAUUGUAUCCACGAGCGUAAGUUUCGAGUGA